CUUGAUAUUUUCCAUUCAUCUCUUCCAGUUUUCUGUUUCGGGAACUCAGAAACAAUGGCUGCAGUUUCCAUUUGUGAACGUUUGGGUGAAUCUCUAGCUACUCAUCCACAGCUAGCAAAGUCUAUCUUCUCAAGUAUUGAAAGCCUCGGAAAGGGUAUCCAUAAGUCUCAGAAGCUGCUCUCGGUUCUUGAAAAGGAGGCCGGGAAACAACCGCUUGACGGGGUGGUCGUUGACGUCUUGAGGUCCACUCAGGAAGCUGUGGUGUCGUCUCCAUCGGUUGCUCUUGCUAUUCGUUCGGCUCCCGGCGUUUGGGAGUACAUUGCAGUGGAGGUACAAAAGCUUUUUGUGGAGGAAUUGCCGGUUGCUGAGUACUUGAAGUUGAAGGAGGAGAUUGUUGAUGGAAGCUCCAAUGGCGGUGAGUUCACGUUGGAAUUGGACUUUGGUGCAUUCAACAACUCUGUUCCUCGUCCAUCUCUUUCCAAGUCCAUUGGUAAUGGCAUGGAAUUCCUCAAUCGUCACCUUUCUUCCAAGCUGUUUCAAGAAAAGGAGAACUUGAACUUGUUGCUUGAAUUUCUCCAAAUUCAUUGCCAGAAGGGAAAGGGUAUGCUGUUGAAUGAAAGAAUUCGAGAUGUGAACUCCCUGCAACAUGCAUUGAGGAAGGCAGAGGAGUAUCUGAAUUCUGUACCAUCCGAUACCGCAUACUCGGUUUACGAGAAAAGGUUCAAGGAGAUUGGUUUGGAGAAGGGAUGGGGCGAUAAUGCCGAGCAUGUUCUAGAGACGAUCCAUCUUCUUCUGGAUCUCCUGCAAGCACCCGAUCCCAUCACACUCGAGACGUUCCUCGGAAGAAUCCCGUUGGUCACCAAUGUUGUUAUCAUGACUCCUCACGGAUACUUUGCUCAAGACAAUGUUUUGGGAUACCCUGACACUGGUGGUCAGGUUGUUUACAUCUUGGAUCAAGUCCGCGCCUUGGAGGAAGAGAUGCUUCACCGGUUCAAGCUGCAAGGACUCGACAUUACCCCACGUAUCCUGAUCAUCACUCGACUUCUCCCUGAUGCUGUAGGAACAACUUGCGGUCAGCAUCUCGAGAAAGUUUAUGGAACCAAGUAUUCCGAUAUUCUUCGUGUACCCUUCAGAACCGAGAAGGGAAUUGUACGUCAAUGGAUCUCGAGAUUCGAAGUCUGGCCCUACUUGGAAACGUACACAGAAGAUGUUGCGGCUGAGAUUACCAAGGAGUUCCAGGGCAAGCCUGAUCUGAUUAUUGGAAACUACAGUGAUGGAAACAUUGUUGCCUCUUUGUUGGCACAUAAGUUUGAUGUUACACAGUGCACCAUUGCGCACGCUCUCGAGAAGACGAAGUACCCGGAUUCAGACAUCAACUGGAAACAGCUCGAGGAUAAGUAUCACUUCUCUUGUCAGUUCACUGCCGACCUCAUUGCAAUGAACCAAACUGAUUUUAUCAUCACCAGUACCUUCCAAGAGAUUGCUGGAAGCAAGGACACUCUUGGCCAAUACGAGAGUCACAUGGCUUUCACUCUUCCGGGGCUCUACCGUGUUGUUAAUGGAAUCGACGUGUUCGAUCCUAAAUUCAAUAUCGUCUCUCCCGGUGCUGAUAUGAACAUUUACUUCCCUUACACGGAAGAGAAACGGAGGUUGAAGCAGUUCCACCCGGAUAUCGAAGAGCUUCUUUACAGCCCUGUUGAGAAUGCAGAGCAUUUAUGUGUCCUGAAAGAUCGGAACAAGCCGGUUCUGUUUACCAUGGCACGGUUGGACCGUGUUAAGAACUUAACCGGACUCGUAGAGUUCUAUGCCAAGAACAGCCGGCUGAGGGAACUCGUUAACUUGGUUGUAGUAGGUGGAGAUAGGAGAAAGGAAUCCAAGGACAUAGAAGAGAAGGCCGAAAUGAAGAAGAUGUAUGAACUUAUCGAAAAAUACAACUUGAAAGGACAAUUCCGAUGGAUUUCAUCGCAGAUGAACCGAGUGAGAAACGGUGAACUCUAUCGUUACAUUUGUGACACCAAGGGCGCUUUCGUUCAGCCUGCUAUUUACGAGGCCUUCGGCUUGACUGUUGUUGAAGCAAUGACCUGUGGACUACCCACAUUCGCAACUUGUUACGGUGGCCCUGCGGAGAUCAUCGUCCAUGGCAAAUCGGGGUUCAACAUCGAUCCUUAUAACGGUGAUUUGUCCGCCGAGACACUCGUUAAUUUCUUCGAGAAAUGCAAGGCUGAUCCAUCUUUUUGGGAUGAGAUCUCUCAGGGAGGCCUGCAACGUAUACAGGAGAAGUAUACAUGGCAGAUUUACUCUGAGAAGCUAUUGACUCUCACCAGUGUUUAUGGCUUCUCCAAACACGUUUCUUACCUCGAACAACGCGGUCGCAAGCGUUACAUCGAGAUGUUGCACGCGUUGCUGUAUAACAAGCAAGUCAAGACUGUUCCUCUUGCCAUUGAGUAAACAAGAAGCCGAGGUUGCUUGGAAUUUCCAAGAAUGAUUGCUAUUUGAAUUUUGUUUUCUCCACCUUGUUUCUUUUUUUAACGUUUAAUUUCAGCUUGGACUAAAAUGUCCCUCUUUGAAUUUCCUCUCCAAGUUGGAAUGUUUUGAACUUUGGGUCUUGUCCCAUUUAUUGCAAUAAAGCCU
Messenger RNA from Hibiscus syriacus, 2631 nucleotides. Its product is annotated as sucrose synthase-like. The transcript is spliced from 11 exons. Gene Ontology annotation, molecular function: sucrose synthase activity. The record is from RefSeq and is a predicted model, not a curated record. Bases 55 to 2448 code for a protein of 797 amino acids. NCBI's taxonomy places the organism in Eukaryota, Viridiplantae, Streptophyta, Magnoliopsida, Malvales, Malvaceae. Gene Ontology annotation, biological process: sucrose metabolic process.